Fusarium venenatum is the source of this 456-nucleotide messenger RNA. RefSeq names its product Mss4-like protein. Gene Ontology annotation, molecular function: carbon-sulfur lyase activity. The record is from RefSeq and is a predicted model, not a curated record. Lineage: Eukaryota; Fungi; Ascomycota; Sordariomycetes; Hypocreales; Nectriaceae.
AUGUCAACCGAAGAUAACAAGCCUGAGGCCACUUAUGAGGCAGGGUGCCACUGUGGUUACAUUGGCCUGUCUGUAACUCUAUCUCCUCCUCUACCUGAGCAUGAGGUUAUAAGUUGCAAUUGCUCUAUCUGCCGUCGAGGAGGUUAUCUUCUUGUUUACACAUCACACGAGAAAGUGACAUGGCACAACGGCUCAGACAAGCGUGUCGGUCGAUACAUGUUCAACACCAAAACUCGCGACCACAUGUUCUGUCCCAAGUGCGGCGCCAGCAUAGGUAUAGACUAUGAGAAGAAACGGCCCGAGAACCCAUUAUAUGGUAUCAGUGUGCGACAGUUUAAUAACAUUGAUCUGGACUCGCUCCGUUAUAAGAAGUUUGAUGACAUGCAUAAGAUGGAACCGGCUGUUGAUUUAUCGGGUGAGGAGAUUGACUCCAAGACAGGCGAGGCAUCCUUCUAG